UCCUGUAACAGCCACUGGGUGAGAGGCCUGCACCUACACAGGCGAUGAGCACAGCAGGGGAGCCAGGAAAAAGACCAGUUUGAAAGGAACCAAGGAAAAGGUGUCCUUUUUAGAAACCCAUGACUCUAACCUACAUUUGCAGCAGCUUGACCCGGCGGUGUGAACUUUGGUUGCACUGAGAUGCUAACUGCAGGAGUGGCUUCUGGGCUUUAAGAAAAAGUAUAAGGAGGAAAGCUCCGAAACAGGAUAUUCAUUUUUAAAAAUCAACAUAGUCAUCGGUACCCAUUUGGAACUGGCAAUGCUUCGAGCCUUUGUCCAGCCCACUACCCCUGCCUACCAGCCACUUGCCAGUCACCUGUCGGCCGAAACAGAAGUGAAGUUUAAGGGCACUUUGGUGCAUGAAGCUCAACUCAACUGCUUCUACAUCUCUCCUGGAGGUUCCAACUAUGGGAGCCCGCGCCCAGCUCAUGCCAACAUGAACGCCAACGCAGCUGCGGGGCUUGCUCCGGAGCACAUCCCCACCCCAGGGGCAGCCCUGUCCUGGCAGGCGGCCAUCGAUGCGGCCCGGCAGGCGAAGCUGAUGGGCAGUGGUGGCAACGCGACCAUCUCCACGGUCAGCUCCACACAGCGGAAGCGGCAGCAGUACGGCAAACCCAAGAAGCAGGGCAGCACGCCCGCCACGCGCCCGCCCCGCGCCCUGCUCUGCUUGACGUUGAAGAACCCCAUCCGGAGGGCGUGCAUCAGCAUCGUGGAAUGGAAACCAUUUGAAAUAAUUAUUUUACUGACUAUUUUUGCCAAUUGCGUGGCCUUAGCGAUCUAUAUCCCCUUCCCAGAGGACGAUUCCAACGCCACCAACUCCAACCUGGAACGAGUGGAAUAUCUCUUUCUCAUCAUUUUCACCGUGGAGGCGUUUUUAAAAGUAAUAGCCUAUGGACUUCUCUUUCAUCCCAACGCUUACCUCCGCAACGGGUGGAAUUUACUAGAUUUUAUCAUUGUGGUUGUAGGGCUCUUCAGUGCCAUUUUAGAGCAAGCCACCAAAGCCGACGGGCCCAACGUCCUUGGGGGAAAGGGCGCCGGAUUUGAUGUGAAGGCGCUGAGGGCUUUCCGAGUCCUGCGCCCUUUGCGCCUGGUGUCUGGAGUGCCGAGUCUCCAGGUGGUUCUGAAUUCCAUUAUCAAGGCCAUGGUCCCCCUACUGCAUAUUGCCCUGCUAGUACUGUUCGUCAUCAUCAUCUAUGCUAUCAUUGGCCUGGAGCUCUUCAUGGGGAAGAUGCAUAAGACAUGCUACAACCAGGAGGGGAUAGCAGAUGUCCCAGCAGAGGAUGAUCCUUCCCCGUGUGCCCUUGAGACGGGCCACGGGCGCCAGUGUCAGAACGGCACUGUGUGCAAGCCCGGCUGGGACGGGCCCAAGCACGGCAUCACCAACUUUGACAAUUUCGCCUUCGCCAUGCUGACGGUGUUCCAGUGCAUCACCAUGGAAGGCUGGACGGACGUGCUGUACUGGGUCAAUGAUGCCGUAGGAAGGGACUGGCCCUGGAUCUAUUUUGUUACACUAAUCAUCAUAGGGUCAUUUUUUGUACUUAACUUGGUUCUCGGUGUUCUUAGCGGAGAGUUUUCCAAAGAGAGGGAGAAGGCCAAGGCUCGGGGAGAUUUCCAGAAGCUGCGAGAGAAGCAGCAACUGGAGGAAGACCUGAAAGGUUACCUGGACUGGAUCACGCAGGCAGAAGACAUCGACCCCGAGAACGAGGAUGAAGGCAUGGAUGAGGAGAAACCCCGGAACAUGAGCAUGCCCACAAGUGAGACAGAGUCCGUCAACACAGAAAACGUGGCCGGAGGUGACAUCGAGGGCGAGAGCUGCGGGGCCAGGCUGGCCCACCGGAUCUCCAAGUCCAAGUUCAGCCGCUACUGGCGCCGGUGGAAUCGGUUCUGCCGAAGGAAGUGCCGCGCCGCCGUCAAGUCUAAUGUCUUCUACUGGCUCGUGAUCUUCCUGGUCUUCCUGAACACGCUCACCAUCGCGUCGGAGCACUACAACCAGCCCUACUGGCUCACGGAAAUCCAAGACACGGCCAACAAGGCACUGCUGGCCCUUUUCACGGCAGAGAUGCUCCUGAAGAUGUAUAGCCUGGGCUUGCAGGCCUACUUUGUGUCCCUCUUCAACCGCUUUGACUGCUUCAUUGUGUGCGGGGGCAUCCUGGAGACCAUCCUGGUGGAGACCAAGAUCAUGUCCCCCUUGGGCAUCUCUGUGCUGAGAUGUGUCCGGCUACUAAGGAUAUUUAAAAUCACAAGGUAUUGGAACUCCUUAAGCAACCUGGUGGCGUCCCUACUGAACUCCGUGCGCUCCAUCGCCUCCCUGCUGCUGCUGCUCUUCCUCUUCAUCAUCAUCUUCUCCCUCCUGGGAAUGCAGCUCUUUGGAGGAAAGUUCAACUUUGAUGAGAUGCAGACCAGGAGGAGUACGUUCGAUAACUUCCCCCAGUCUCUGCUCACUGUGUUCCAGAUCCUGACCGGGGAGGACUGGAAUUCGGUGAUGUAUGAUGGGAUCAUGGCUUAUGGCGGCCCCUCUUUUCCAGGGAUGUUAGUCUGUAUUUACUUCAUCAUCCUCUUCAUCUGUGGAAAUUAUAUCCUACUGAAUGUAUUCUUGGCCAUUGCGGUGGACAACCUGGCUGAUGCUGAAAGCCUCACAUCUGCCCAAAAAGAGGAGGAAGAAGAGAAGGAGAGAAAGAAGCUGGCCAGGACGGCCAGCCCAGAGAAGAAACAAGAGGUGGUGGAAAAGCCGCCUGUGGAGGAGACCAAGGAGGAGAAAAUCGAGCUGAAAUCCAUCACGGCGGAUGGAGAGUCCCCACCCACCACCAAGAUCAACGUGGAUGAUCUCCAGGCCAAUGAAAAUGAGGGCAAGAGUCCCUACCCCAACCCGGAAACUACAGGAGAAGAGGAGGAGGAGGAGCCUGAGAUGCCCGUGGGCCCUCGGCCCCGCCCUCUGUCUGAGCUGCACCUGAAGGAAAAGGCAGUGCCCAUGCCCGAAGCCAGCGCGUUUUUCAUCUUCAGCCCCAGCAACAGGUUCCGCCUCCAGUGCCACCGCAUUGUCAAUGACACCAUCUUCACCAACCUGAUCCUCUUCUUCAUCCUGCUCAGCAGCAUUUCCCUGGCUGCCGAGGACCCCGUCCAGCACACCUCCUUCAGGAACCACAUUCUGUUUUAUUUUGAUAUUGUUUUUACUGCCAUUUUCACCAUUGAAAUUGCUCUGAAGAUCCUAGGCAAUGCAGACUACGUCUUCACUAGUAUCUUUACGUUAGAAAUUAUCCUUAAGAUGACUGCCUACGGGGCUUUCCUCCACAAGGGCUCCUUCUGCCGGAACUACUUCAACAUCUUGGACCUGCUGGUGGUCAGCGUGUCCCUCAUCUCCUUUGGCAUCCAGUCCAGUGCCAUCAACGUUGUGAAGAUCCUGCGAGUCCUUCGAGUACUCAGGCCCCUGAGGGCCAUCAACAGGGCCAAGGGGCUAAAGCACGUGGUCCAGUGUGUGUUUGUCGCCAUCCGGACCAUCGGCAACAUCGUCAUCGUCACCACACUGCUGCAGUUCAUGUUCGCCUGCAUCGGGGUCCAGCUCUUCAAGGGAAAACUCUACACCUGUUCAGACAGUUCCAAGCAGACCGAGGCGGAGUGCAAGGGGAACUACAUCACGUACAAGGACGGGGAGGUUGACCACCCCAUCAUCCAGCCCCGAAGCUGGGAGAAUAGCAAGUUCGACUUCGACAACGUUCUGGCGGCCAUGAUGGCCCUGUUCACUGUCUCCACGUUUGAGGGGUGGCCAGAGCUGCUGUACCGCUCCAUCGACUCGCACACGGAAGACAAGGGUCCCAUCUACAACUACCGCGUGGAGAUCUCCAUCUUCUUCAUCAUCUACAUCAUCAUCAUUGCCUUCUUCAUGAUGAACAUCUUCGUGGGCUUUGUCAUCGUGACCUUCCAGGAGCAGGGGGAGCAGGAGUACAAGAACUGUGAGCUGGACAAGAACCAGAGACAGUGUGUGGAGUAUGCCCUCAAGGCCCGGCCCCUGCGGAGGUACAUCCCCAAGAACCAGCACCAGUACAAAGUGUGGUACGUGGUGAACUCCACCUACUUCGAGUACCUGAUGUUUGUCCUCAUCCUGCUCAACACCAUCUGCUUGGCCAUGCAGCACUACGGCCAGAGCUGCCUGUUCAAAAUCGCCAUGAACAUCCUCAACAUGCUCUUCACCGGCCUCUUCACGGUGGAGAUGAUCUUGAAGCUCAUUGCCUUCAAGCCCAAGGGUUACUUUAGUGAUCCCUGGAAUGUUUUUGACUUCCUCAUCGUAAUUGGCAGCAUAAUUGACGUCAUUCUCAGUGAGACUAAUCACUAUUUCUGUGAUGCAUGGAAUACGUUUGACGCCUUGAUUGUUGUGGGUAGCAUUGUUGAUAUAGCAAUCACCGAGGUAAACCCAGCUGAACAUACCCAAUGCUCUCCCUCUAUGAACGCGGAGGAGAACUCUCGAAUCUCCAUCACCUUCUUCCGCCUCUUCCGGGUCAUGCGCCUGGUCAAGCUGCUGAGCCGUGGCGAGGGCAUCCGGACCCUGCUGUGGACCUUCAUCAAGUCCUUGCAGGCCCUGCCCUACGUGGCUCUGCUGAUUGUGAUGCUCUUCUUCAUCUACGCUGUGAUUGGCAUGCAGGUGUUUGGGAAAAUCGCCCUGAACGAUACCACGGAGAUCAACCGGAACAACAACUUCCAGACCUUCCCCCAAGCUGUGCUGCUCCUCUUCAGGUGUGCCACAGGGGAGGCCUGGCAAGACAUCAUGCUGGCCUGCAUGCCGGGCAGGAAAUGUGCCCCAGAAUCUGAGCCCAGCAACAGCACGGAGGCAGAGACACCUUGUGGCAGCAGCUUCGCCGUCUUCUACUUCAUCAGCUUCUACAUGCUCUGCGCCUUCCUGAUCAUCAACCUCUUUGUAGCGGUCAUCAUGGACAACUUUGACUACCUGACGAGAGACUGGUCCAUCCUCGGGCCCCACCACCUGGAUGAAUUCAAGAGGAUCUGGGCCGAGUAUGACCCUGAAGCCAAGGGCCGGAUCAAACACCUAGAUGUGGUGACCCUGCUCCGGCGGAUCCAGCCCCCACUGGGUUUUGGGAAGCUCUGCCCUCACCGCGUGGCUUGCAAACGCCUGGUCUCCAUGAACAUGCCUCUGAACAGCGAUGGAACGGUCAUGUUCAAUGCCACCCUCUUCGCCCUGGUCAGGACGGCCCUGAGGAUCAAGACAGAAGGGAACCUCGAGCAAGCCAACGAGGAGCUGCGGGCCAUCAUCAAGAAGAUCUGGAAGCGCACCAGCAUGAAGCUCCUGGACCAGGUGGCGCCCCCUGCCGGCGAUGACGAGGUCACAGUCGGCAAGUUCUACGCCACCUUCCUGAUCCAGGAGUACUUCCGGAAGUUCAAGAAGCGCAAAGAGCAGGGUCUUGUGGUAGAAACAGACCAGGGGCCUCACUUGUCCUCUGGGUUGCAGGCUGGCUUGCGCACGCUGCACGACCUGGGACCCGAGAUCCGACGCGCCAUCUCUGGAGAUCUGGCGGCCGAGGAGGAGCUGGACAAGGCCAUGAAGGAGGCCGUGUCUGCCACCUCAGAAGAUGACAUCUUCAGGAGGGCCGGUGGCCUGUUCGGCAACCAUGUCAGCUACUACCAAAGCGAAGGCCGGAGCACCCUCCCCCAGACCUUCACCACCCAGCGCCCUCUGCACAUCAACAAGGCGGGUAACAGCCAAGGCGACACCGAGUCUCCCUCCCACGAGAAACUGGUGGACUCCACUUUCACCCCCAGCAGCUACUCGUCCACUGGCUCCAACGCCAACAUCAACAAUGCCAACAACACGGCCCUGGGCCGCUUCCCCCGCCCCACCGGCUACCCCGGCACGGUCAGCACCGUGGAGGGCCACGGGCUCCCCUUGUCUCCUGCCAUCCGGGUACAGGAGUCAGCCUGGAAGCUCGGCUCCAAGAGGUGCAGCUCCCGGGAGAGCCAGACAGCCAUGGUGUGUCCGGAGGAGGUCUCUGGGGAGGAGACCGAUGAGGUGAAGUUCCCAGCAGACUCGGAGUACUGCAGCGAGCCCAGCCUGGUCUCCACAGAGAUGCUCUCCUAUCAGGAUGAUGAAAACCGACAGCUGACGCCCCCCGAGGAAGACAAGAGAGACUCCCGGCAAUCUCCAGAGAGGGGGUUCCUCCGCUCCGCCUCCCUAGGGCGAAGGGCCUCCUUCCACCUGGAAUGUCUGAAGUGGCAGAAGAAUCAAGGGGGAGACAUCUCUCAGAAGACAGUGCUGCCCUUGCACCUGGUUCAUCAUCAGGCAUUGGCAGUGGCGGGCCUGAGCCCUCUUCUCCAGAGAAGCCACUCCCCCACCACGUUCCCCAGGCCGUGUGCCACGCCCCCUGCCACGCCCGUCGGCCGAGGGUGGCCCCCGCAGCCCAUCCCCACCCUGCGCUUGGAGGGUGCUGAGUCCGCGGAGAAACUCAACAGCAGCUUCCCGUCCAUCCACUGCAGCUCCUGGUCCCAGGAGGGUCCUGACUGUGGUGAGGGUGGCAGUGCCGUCCGGAGAGCCCGGCCUGUCUCCCUCACGGUGCCCAGCCAGGCCGGGGCCCCAGGGAGGCAGUUCCACGGCAGUGCCAGCAGUCUGGUCGAAGCGGUCUUGAUCGCGGAAGGACUGGGGCAGUUUGCACAAGAUCCCAAGUUCAUCGAGGUCACGACCCAGGAGCUGGCUGACGCCUGCGACAUGACAGUCGAGGAAAUGGAGAACGCAGCGGACACCCUCCUCAGCGGGGGCACCCAGCAGAGCCCCAACGGCACCCUACUACCCUUUGUUAACUGCAGGGACCCCGGGCAGGACCGAGCAGGGGCAGAAGAGGACGGGAGCUGUGGGCAGGCCCUGGAGGGCCGGCCGCCGAGCGAGGGGGAGCUGCAGGACAGCAGGGUCUGCGUCAGCAGCCUGUAGGAGCCAGGGCUGGGGAGAUGCUGGGUUUUUAUUUGUUUCAAUGUUCCUAAUGGGUUCGUUUCAGAAGUGCCUCACUGUUCUCGUGACCUGGAGUUAACCGGAACAGCGUCUUCAUUCAUUUCUGUUGGGACAAGGCGCAGAGUUGGGUGGUGUGGGGGAGAGCCAGCUUUUCGGGGGGAAGAAAAGCAGCAACCCCAGUUUGUGUUGGCAGAGGUGGGUAGAGUGGUGAGGAGGAGCAGGAGGAGGAGGGGGAGAAGGUGGCCACGUCUGGAAGGGAGAGCCGGAGAAGACAGGCCUGCCCUUGCUCGCACUGUAUUUCAGGGCCUGCACCAGGAGCCCACAGUCGCCAUUGGGCAUGAAAUAGAACCUCGGCUUUCUGCGGUAACACCCUCGCCAAAAGGACUCCCUGAUCAAACAGGUGUCUUUCAACUUUGCUUGUAAAAAAAAAAAUCAUUUUGCACAUAUUCUGUAUAAGCCUCACUGUCUCCUUAGGGCCAGGGCCCUGUGGAUUUGGAGAAUGCACUGGGGGGGUAGGAUUUCCAUGCAGGGGCACCCAGCGAGACCACAAGACUGGCACGAGGGGCUGGGUGGCAGCGUCCAGCUUCUCCCCAGACGCGGGGCACCUCCACCCCUGCACAUGCCAUGUGAGAGCCCUGAUGGACGGCAGCCAGUGGGGGCGACCACCCACCCAAGUUUGCACCGCCCCAGGGAAGGGGCAGCCAGCGCUGGGAAAGCAGGGGGUGCUGAGCUCGGUGGAGUGCUCUUUCAUUUGGUGGUUUGAAGUUUUUUUCUUGACAGCAUGUUGUCGUUUUUUUUGUUUUUGUUUUUUGGGGGUGGGUUGGGGGAGUUGGUUUUGGGGGGCUUUCCUUUUAGGUCUUGGUUUUCGUUGUUCCCCAGGGGAGGGAAGGAUGAAGGAAGAGUGUUUGCAAAGCUGGGUGCCCAUCCACCGUGCGCUCUUUUUACUUCUGCCCAUGUCAGCCAGGUUUGGUUUCAGCGGCUUCUUUCAAUGGUUGUGGUUCCCUUCCGUGCCCAGCCCCCUCCGACCCCCCUUCCAGAGGAUUCCGUCCACGGAAGCUACUUGUAAGGAGAGUUUUACCAGCCCCAUAAUUUGUUUCAAAAACCCUUCGGUAGGAACAAAUCUUCCAUUUGUUGGUCUGGUUUGGGUUUGGUUUUGUGAUUUGGAGGUGUGGGUCAUGCACUUGAUGCGGUCUUGCACAUAUGUGUGAUUGAAUUGGAUUCCUUGAUGCCAGGUGUGGUGGUGGGUGCCAGAGAGAAGCCUGAUUGAGAGAACGUUAGUGUGCGUGUGUGUGUGCACCCACACAACGUGCCCGUGCGCACGAAGGUGUAUGCACUGCCCCCUUCUGGUUUAACUGUGGGGAGAUCUGAACCCCCGGGCCACUGGAAAGCAAAAACAAGCCACUGUCUCUGCUUCUGAAACAGGAAUCAGUAACUCUUUGCAUUUUCUGUCCCACAAGAUAUGCAAAAACAAUGCAAUAAUAUUCAUCUUAAAAAUACAAUUGUGAGUUGUGUUGGCAUUAAAACUAUUUAAAAAAAACACGCAGAAAUUUAAGGGGAAAACUCAAGAAGGCAUUUUGCUUCAAUAUAUUCUGUGUAAUGUUUUAUUGCAUUGAUAAUGUUUCUGUUGAAGAAACCGUUAUACUUGAAUUCAGGUCAGUUUCAGUAUUUUUCAAAUAUUUUUUUAAAACUGAAUUGCAAUUGUGCCAGGCGAAUAUAAUGAAUUAAGUUUGUUUUUGAAUUCACUUCUUGUAUAUUUUGCUGCAUGUAAAGUAAAUCAUUUUGUAUUUGGAGUGUGACAAGCUUUACCUGUGAACUCUUAAGUGCUUCUCUGUGUGUGGUUGGGGACAGGGACGGAGUUGGCUUUCAACUUGUACAAUGAGCAAAGGUGUCACCUGUGUCGGUCACUACCCGGCUGGCCACAGACAGGUUUGGACAUUACUGUUUUGCAUAUCUUGUGUUUGCUUCCAUUUCCCUUGGUCUUUCCAAAAUAAUAUAACAGGUCUAUU
Echinops telfairi (small Madagascar hedgehog) is the source of this 8988-nucleotide messenger RNA. It is a transcript of the gene CACNA1C, whose product is annotated as calcium voltage-gated channel subunit alpha1 C. The coding region runs from base 299 to 6964 and encodes 2221 amino acids. Lineage: Eukaryota; Metazoa; Chordata; Mammalia; Afrosoricida; Tenrecidae. Gene Ontology annotation, biological process: calcium ion import across plasma membrane. Gene Ontology annotation, molecular function: high voltage-gated calcium channel activity. Gene Ontology annotation, cellular component: membrane; voltage-gated calcium channel complex. The record is from RefSeq and is a predicted model, not a curated record. The transcript is spliced from 49 exons.